UAUGGGGCACGAAAACGCCGCCGUUUCCGAAACUCAGCAGCACGACGACGCUGCGUCGCCGGGAUUCAAGCUCGUCGGAUUCUCCAAGUUCGUGAGGAAGAAUCCAAAGUCCGACAAGUUCAAGGUAAAGCGCUUCCACCACAUCGAGUUCUGGUGCGGCGACGCCACCAACGUCUCCCGCCGCUUCUCGUGGGGACUAGGCAUGCGAUUCUCCGCCAAAUCCGAUCUCUCCACCGGAAACAUGGUUCACGCCUCCUACCUACUCACCUCCGGCGACCUCCGAUUCCUCUUCACCGCUCCCUACUCUCCCUCUCUCUCCGCCGGCGAAGCUCAACCGUCCGCUACAGCCUCAAUCCCAUCGUUCGAUCACGCUUCUUGCCGCUCCUUCUUCUCUUCGCACGGACUCGGCGUGAGAGCAGUCGCGAUCGAAGUCGAAGACGCUGAGUCAGCAUUCUCAAUCAGCGUAGCAAACGGCGCCGUUCCUUCCUCCCCUCCUAACGUCCUCAACGGAGCCGUUACGAUCGCGGAAGUUAAACUAUACGGAGACGUCGUCCUCCGUUACGUUAGUUAUUAUAACGGAACCGUUAAUUUCCUCCCCGGAUUUGAAUCUGUUGACGAUACGUCGUCGUUUCCGCUAGAUUACGGUAUACGCCGUCUCGACCACGCAGUGGGGAACGUCCCCGAGCUCGGCCCAGCUUUAACUUACCUCGCGGGGUUCACCGGCUUCCACCAGUUCGCGGAGUUCACGGCAGACGACGUGGGAACAGCCGAGAGCGGUUUAAACUCGGCUGUGCUAGCCAACAACGACGAGAUGGUUCUGUUGCCGAUAAACGAGCCGGUGCACGGGACGAAGAGGAAGAGCCAGAUCCAGACGUUUCUUGAGCACAACGAAGGAGCCGGGCUGCAGCAUUUGGCUCUGAUGAGCGAAGAUAUAUUCAGGACGCUGAGGGAGAUGAGGAAGAGGAGCGGCGUUGGAGGGUUCGACUUCAUGCCUUCUCCUCCGCCUACUUAUUAUAAGAAUCUCAAGAAAAGGGUUGGAGAUGUGCUUAGUGAGGAGCAGAUUGAGGAGUGUGAGGAGCUGGGGAUUCUUGUGGAUAGAGAUGAUCAGGGGACGUUGCUUCAGAUCUUUACGAAACCACUUGGUGACAGGCCGACGAUAUUUAUAGAGAUAAUACAGAGAGUGGGAUGCAUGAAGAGAGAUGAGGAAGGGAAGGUUUACCAGAGUGGAGGAUGUGGUGGGUUUGGUAAAGGUAACUUCUCUGAGCUCUUUAAGUCUAUUGAAGAGUAUGAGAAGACUCUUGAAGCCAAACAGCUCGUGGGUUGAAUGAAGAAGAAGAACCAAACUAAAAGGAUUGUAACUGAUAUCUAAAACUGUUUUAUGUUAUAAAAAAUAGUAAACGAUGAUUACAGAAAUGUCUUCUCA
Messenger RNA from Brassica oleracea var. oleracea, 1423 nucleotides. Its product is annotated as 4-hydroxyphenylpyruvate dioxygenase. The coding region runs from base 2 to 1324 and encodes 440 amino acids. The record is from RefSeq and is a predicted model, not a curated record. Gene Ontology annotation, molecular function: 4-hydroxyphenylpyruvate dioxygenase activity. Gene Ontology annotation, biological process: L-tyrosine catabolic process. The transcript is spliced from 2 exons. Lineage: Eukaryota; Viridiplantae; Streptophyta; Magnoliopsida; Brassicales; Brassicaceae.